Molecule: messenger RNA, 1517 nt
Organism: Mytilus trossulus (common blue mussel)
Lineage: Eukaryota; Metazoa; Mollusca; Bivalvia; Mytilida; Mytilidae
Product: tRNA N6-adenosine threonylcarbamoyltransferase, mitochondrial-like
Exons: 10
Coding region: 171-1424 (417 amino acids)
Biological process (GO): tRNA threonylcarbamoyladenosine modification
Cellular component (GO): mitochondrion
Source: RefSeq, a predicted model, not a curated record
AGUCCUUGGCAGAUUUCAUGUACUUCUAUGUAUAUUGUUCUUCCCCUCACGGGUCUCUAUUUCUGAUUUUCAAGAUGUCUGCGCCCAUGAAACCAGGCAUGAAAUUAUUUAUGAAGGAUGAAAAGAGAUUUAGACAAUACUAGAUAACCAAUCCAAAUUAAUUUCAUAAAAUGUUAACUUUUAGUAGACUAACAUACAUCAGAAAUAUAAUAGGACAAGCGAAGAAAAACAAAAUACUUGAUGCCAAUUUUAGAGUUAUUUCCCUUAGAAAGAUUGGAACACAUCCAAGAUUAGUCUUAGGGAUUGAAACAAGUUGUGAUGACACAGGUGCAGCUGUGGUUGAUGAUAAAGGGAACAUACUUGGUGAUGCGCUUAACUCCCAAACCAAAAUUCAUGUGAAUCAUGGUGGAAUUAUACCUUCAGUAGCACAGGAUUUACACAGGGAAAAUAUUGACACCAUUGUCCAAGAGGCUUUGAAGUCUGCUGACGUUGCAUUGCAGGAUCUUGAGGCAAUUGCAGUAACUACUAAACCAGGACUUGCUUUGUCAUUAGGAGUAGGCUUGGAAUAUGCCAAAGAGUUAGUAAAGGAAUCAAGUAAACCAAUGAUACCAAUACAUCACAUGGAGGCUCAUGCUUUGACAGUCAGAUUACUAAACAAGGUGGAUUUUCCAUAUCUUGUUUUCCUAAUGAGCGGAGGGCAUUGUCUGCUGGCUGUAGCUAAUGAUAUUGAUGAUUUUGAUAUGUUAGGUACCAGUGUAGAUGAGGCUCCAGGAGACUGCAUUGAUAAGACAGCUAGAAGCCUAGGUCUGAAGAAUUUACCCCAGUGUGAAGGUCUAUCUGGUGGUGGUGCUAUAGAACUGACAGCUAAGAAUGGGGAUCCAUUAUCAUUUCCUGUACCACAUGUAAUGACCCAUUAUAGAGAUUGUGACUUCUCAUUUACUGGUCUAAAGACUUACUUCAAAAGAUUGAUUCAGGAUGAAGUAACAAAACAAGACCUAGCUGAUGGUCAGCUACUAUCCAAUGUGUCAGAUGUGUGUGCAGCCUUACAGUAUGCUAUGACAUAUACCUUAUGUAGGAAGUUACAGAGGGCCUUUAUAUACUCAGAGUUAAAAGGAUUGUUGCCUGAACAGAACAGAGUAUUGGUAGCCUCAGGUGGUGUGGCCAGUAACCAGUAUAUUAGGAGAGGCCUAACACAAGUCUGUGAUAUGUUUUCCUGCCAGUUAAUUUGUCCCCCUCCUCAUCUGUGUACAGAUAAUGGUAUAAUGAUAGCUUGGAAUGGUAUGGAGAAACUAAUGGCAGGAAAAGGAAUAGCAGAGGAUCCAAUGUCUGUACGGUUUGAACCAAAGUUUCCUUUUGGUAUAGACAGAAGAGAUGAUGUCAGAUUGAUGAAUAUAAAGUUAAAGAAAUUGAAAUUAAAAAGCUGAUAUAUAAUUAAUGUUGUACAUGUACCGGUACAUGAUUUAAUCAAAGAGACUCACAGUAUGUUUUUAUGUGGACAAUUAAAGAAGAAAUAUAUA